Molecule: messenger RNA, 1194 nt
Organism: Maudiozyma barnettii
Lineage: Eukaryota; Fungi; Ascomycota; Saccharomycetes; Saccharomycetales; Saccharomycetaceae
Exons: 1
Coding region: 1-1194 (397 amino acids)
Source: RefSeq, a predicted model, not a curated record
AUGCAAGGUAAUCAGAUAUCGUACCCAUCAUUAAGAGACGAAACACGGACUUUUCCCUUAUCUUUAAGGGGUUUGAGAGACAAUGUUAUAGCCUCCAUCUCAACAUCUUCGACUAAGACAUCAAAUGAUCUCCUCCACAAAAUUGAAGUAUGCCUAGAGUAUGCUAAUACGGUUAUAAAUAAUAUAUUAGAGGAGCAUGAAAGGCUCGAGUCUCUUUCUUCUGAAUUAUCAAUAACGAUUAUAAAUUGUUCUACAUUUUAUUCCGAUAUUGCAAUAGAGUUAUUAAAAAGAGCAUAUUCCAGUAAUGACCCAAAAAAUAAGUUGUGGUCUAUUGCAGGUGAACAAGUAAAGAAGGGUCUUGGACUUCUACAAUUUCUCAAUAUAUACCUAAUAAACAACAAUAUUCCAACCAAAUUCGCCCAUAGCAUAAAUGACCGUAUUGAGGAAUAUCAAAUAUUAUACCAGUUGAGUAUCAUCAUUCUUUCAUUUUUAAAAUUAAAAAUUACAAUGUCUAAUCCAGAAACAACUAAGUUAGAUCUUCAAACUAAUGAUAUGGCGUCAACAGCAUCAUUAUGCCUGUUCAAUGCCAAAUUAUGUAUCGGUUGUUAUAAUAAUGCACAGGGUUUCAAAUUUAGUAAUUUAAUCAACAAGCACUUGUUGUCAUAUUUGGAGGGAUCCGUUUUUUUAUUAAUGUCUAUUGAUAACUUUCAUAAAAAUGAAACAGGUGUUGCUAUUGGGAUGCUAGAGGAGACAAUAAACGAUUUUUCAAAUAUAGUACCUCGAGAAUAUAUAACUAAGACAACUUUAGACAAAAAAUCGUCAUCUAAGCUAAGUCAAACGAGUCUCCUAAAACAGAAAGAAAUACUGAAGAAUAAACUACAACACAGAGUUCUUUCAUUUAAAAACGGAAUACAAAAAAAGCAACAUGAUAAUGAUCCAUCAGAGCUUAUUCCUGUUUUAGUGGAUAUGUUAGACGAUUUCUUGAUACCUCUGAUCGUAUUACUGAGGUAUGUUUUCCAAAAAACUAAUGACAAAUUGUCAUUUAAACCUAUUGAAAGAGAUAUCAAACAGUUAAAAUCAACAUUUCCAAUAGGAAAAACCCCCAAAAUGGAUGGAAUAGAAUGGAGGUAUGAGAAUUGUAAGUUGACGACAAAUACUGGAAAUGAUUAUAAAGAAGCCCAAAAUUACUUUUGA